AUGUUCUAUACGACCUUGAAAUCCACUAUAAGACCGAACUUGGAAACGAUUGGAUUCAGACUCGCUGAGAAGUUCGUCGCGAUGAAGCGAAUCCUGGAAUUGUUCGUCCUCGCGACGAUCUUGGUCGUAUGUUCGGCUAACUGCCGAUCGAACUUAUAUGGAUAUCAAAAUUAUUACCAGUGUGAAAAUGUCACGAAUCUGCAGAUACUCUCAGUGAUACCCAAAGGAGUAGUAGGCAUCAAUAUUAAGAACUCGAACAUCAAGAAAAUACCGACAGACGCAUUCUCGAUGCAUGCCGAGUCUCUGGAGGAACUCAAUAUCACCGGAUGCGGCGUGGAAGAGAUCGAGAAUAAUGCGUUUCGGGGUCUCAAACUACGCGUGCUGAGUUUGGUAGACAACAGAAUUCGUAAACUAGACUCAUUGUGGAUUCAAGAUUUGACGAACCUUAAGGCGCUCAUUGUGUGGCGCAAUCGAAUCGCCGAAGUUGACGUGCAAUUAUACGAUUUGUUGCCGAAUCUAGAGCUCUGGGAUAUCGCGCACAACGAGAUGAACGCUUGUUUACCUACGGAAUUACUGAAGAAGCUAACGAAACUGAGAAAGAUCUAUCUCGCUGGCAAUCCAUGGUCGUACCGAUGUCGCCGUUCGAUGACGUGGUACUUGGGUAGUAAUCAUAUUCGUUUUGUCCAAGAUUGGGGUAGCAGCGAUAUGCUAAUUGAAGAAUGUCUCGCCCAUGAGCCAAACGCCGACGUCGACGACAAUGCUUUAUCCAAAUGCGUUGAUCGCAAGGUCGGCUCUACUGAGAUGCUGCAAACUGUGUCUGGACUGAGUGAACAGAUCCGAGAACUCUCAAGAAAAGUCACUGAAUUGGAAAUCGAAGUCGCCGCUUUGAAGAAAACCGGAUAUUAAUUCAUCAAAGCUUGGAAUCUUUUUACCUAUUUAUGAAAUUGCGUUAAUAUAUAAUGCGUCAAUAUAAUAAAUUUUAACAGAACAUAUAACAUCGACACAUAAUAAUUCAGUAAUUUUUAAAUUAAAAUUAAAUAUCGUUGCCCGCGAUUGCAAUUGUAGCUGGAAAUAACGCUCCAAAUACAAUGAGCUUUGAUAAAUUGAUAAGACCACUUAUUUCAAAUGCGAUGUGCGACUUUGAAAUUAUAUGACUUUUCAACGAGAUACAAAUGAUUGAAUCUAAAGCGUAGAAAAACUUUCAAAAUUGAAUAUCAAAUAAACGUUUAAAAUAAACGCUUCCAAAUUCUCACGUAAGAGGCAAUUGGUGAUGCGAUUAUUCGCGCUCGAAAUGAUUGAAAUAUUAUACAGCGAUGCGCUCUGUAAUAAGAACAUCUACUUUGAUAUUCAGUCGCAUCGCAUCCUCGUGUCAUCGAUAUGAACGAUAUAUCGAAUUUCAAGUAAAUUUUUUUUAAAAGUUUUUCUCUCCGCAAAGUUUUCUUUUUAUAUCUGACAAUACGCUCGCCGACAGUUCUACAAUCAAUAAUAAACCGUAUAUUUAUAAAUCUUGUCGUUUUCGUUUUUUCCCAGUUAAAUUGAGAACAUUUACAAAAAUCACUAUACACGCACUUUUGAUCCGCGAGGCAUUCAUAGAUCACAGUAACGUGUCGCUUAAUACGCUAACAUAUUAAAUCAUCCUACGUCCGUGGAACUACGGUUCUCUCUGCAACGAGACAAGAACGUUCCAGUUCAGUCACCAUUCAUCAGUGUCGAUCAAAAAAUGCGUACCGUGUGCAAACGUAUAGCAGAUCGCACCCGUACUUGCAUUCAUAAGAGAUCUUUAGGGCGGUUUCCGCGAUCAUUAAUAAUUCCAAGACGGCGAGGUGAGCGGGAAAAAACGGGAAGGGCGUUGGCAGUAGAGGCUAAGAAGGUAUGUACUGGCCUGCAGCGUAAUUGUAAGUGAGAGUUUGGUUACAAUGCGUCUAUUGCUCACAUGUCAUGCUAAAAACAUACAGACGAUAUCUCGAUGCUAACGAGAGAUAUUUGAUACGAAUGUAGAUUGCAAGGCUCUUUAACGUUUA
Molecule: messenger RNA, 2021 nt
Organism: Trachymyrmex cornetzi
Lineage: Eukaryota; Metazoa; Arthropoda; Insecta; Hymenoptera; Formicidae
Product: slit homolog 3 protein
Molecular function (GO): protein binding
Source: RefSeq, a predicted model, not a curated record